Messenger RNA from Spirodela intermedia, 1299 nucleotides. The record is from the annotation of a GenBank genome assembly. Lineage: Eukaryota; Viridiplantae; Streptophyta; Magnoliopsida; Alismatales; Araceae.
AUGGCAUCCGCACCGCCACCGACGGCCCCAUCGGCAGUGCCAUCGCCGGCAGCUGGAUCUCCCCGUCCGACUCCAUCCACUCCUUUCUUGUCCCACGUUUCCACAUCUGAUCGUAACAUCAGUAUCAACCCUAACCACAAUCCCUCUGCCUCCGGCGGCUCAGCCGGAAACCUCGAUCUCCCAACCACGGCAGCGGAAUCGGCUGCCGCGGGGACGGCUCCCUCGAACGGCCCGGCGAAGAUCCCCUUCCGUCCCCGAAAGACAAGGAAACUUGCCGCCGCCAAGCAAGAGACUGACGACAAGGUGGAGCCCGGCGCUGCCUCUCAGGAAGGCAACAAUGGUGCCAUAGUUGUCGCCGGGCCAGUGGUGAUCCACAACCAUCCACGGACAGUCUACCGCGUGCCACCUCGCCCCUUAUCAGCGCAAGGCGAGGUCGCCGCCGCCAUUGGUCACCUGCGCUCCGCCGAUCCCCAGCUGGCCCAGGUCAUCGAUGCCCACGAUCCGCCCGUCUUCCAGAGCCUCCACCCGCCAUUCCACUCCCUGACGCGCAGUAUCCUCUACCAGCAGCUAGCCUUUAAGGCUGCGGCCUCCAUCUACUCUCGUUUCCUGGCACUCUGCGGCGGUGAGGAUGGCGUCGUUCCCGAAGUCGUGCUCGGUCUCAGUGCACAUCAGCUGCGUCAGAUUGGGGUCUCCGCUCGCAAGGCCAGCUACCUGCAUGAUCUCGCCAACAAGUACAGGAGCGGCAUUCUUUCCGAUUCGUCAAUUGUGGCUAUGGACGACAAGUCACUUUUUACUAUGCUUAACAUGGUCAAGGGAAUUGGUGCCUGGUCCGUUCACAUGUUUAUGAUAUUUUCCCUCCACCGUCCUGAUGUUCUCCCCGUUGGAGAUGUUGGCGUGCGCAAGGGAGUUCAGCUCCUAUAUGGUCUCGACACACUCCCCAGACCAUCCCAGAUGGAACAGCUCUGCGAAAGGUGGAAACCCUACCGCUCCGUAGGCUCCUGGUACAUGUGGCGGCUUGUGGAAGCCAAGGGCAUGCCGGCGGCGCUGGCAACAGUGUCCUCUGGUGCUGCUGUAAUGGUAGCUGCCAAUGGAGGAUCAAUUGAGGCUUCGCAGAUUGUUGGAGUUCCGUCAGCACUUCCGUCGCACCUGCGGCAACAGAUGCCCCAACAACACCAGCAUUUGCACCCGCCCCAGAAUUUACAUCCCCACCAGCAUCAACAUCAGCAACAGCACCAGCACCAAUUGCAGAUGCAGUCUCAACUGGUUGAUGUAAUUCACAGCAUCCCAAAUCUUGGCUGA